AUUGCCAAUUAUGGAUUCGGCAGUUGCUUAUGUUAUUACGUAAAUUAGAGUGAAACAAGCUUUUCGUUACUUGAUAGUAUCAGACAGCAAAAGUAGCAACCUAAAGCGCUAGCUGGCUCAUAGCUAGCUAGCUAAUCCCUUUCCGCCUCAUGAAAGCACUCACUCGAACGUGAAAAAAACACCUGACAGGAAUUAAGAAACUAUUUAUAACAGCCUCGUCGACGCGGUAUUGUCAUUCCGUCAAAAUAAUAUAAACGAAUUGCAAGCCUCAGUGGUAGUUAUGCUGAGAAAAACAUGGCUUCCAAAAUGUGGAAAUGUCAUAUUGUUAAACAGUCAAAUAUCAUUACUAUAUGCUAAGCUAGGAUAGCUACGUAAUUACAUUGCCAACGACUUUAGCUAUAACAUUUGUAGCUUUACAAAGCCAACAAGGCUCCUGCGGUAAGGGCUCACUCCCCCGGAUCCCCAGUGCAUGAAGUUCGCCUGCGGUUGAAGCAUCUCAGUGCUGCCUSCCCUGCUCCUCCUGCCUUUCAUCAUGUCCUCCAACUCCUCCUCUUGCUCCUCCUCUGGWGAGACCAGUCCAGAGGACGUGCCCCGAGGUGGCGGCACCAUCCGCGUCUACCUCCCCAAUAAACAGAGGACUGUGGUGAAUGUUCGCCCUGGCCAGACCGUUUAUGACAGUUUGGAUAAAGCCCUUAAAGUGAGGGGCCUGAGCCAGGACUGUUGCGCAGUGUUUCGACUCCUAGAGGGUCGCAAGAGACUAACUGAUUGGAACACUGACAUCACCCCGCUGGUAGGAGAAGAGCUGCUUGUAGAUGUGUUGGAUGAUGUCCCUCUCGCCAUGCAUAACUUUGUACGGAAAACCUUCUUCAAGUUGGCCUAUUGUGACUUCUGCCACAAGUUUCUGUUCAACGGCUUCAGAUGUCAGACAUGUGGCUACAAGUUUCACCAGCACUGCAGCAGCAAAGUUCCCACUGUGUGUGUGGACAUGGACACUAUGACAAAACGGUUCACACCUAAUCCCUGCACAGAUGAGUACCCUCAGAUAUCCAUACUGUUGCCAGACAACUCCAUAUCCCAGAGCGACAUAGCCUUAACCCCAGAUUCUUCUGGGCAUGGACUUCUGUCCCCGACCUCUGCCUUCCUGUUCCCCCCGCCAGUUGGAGAUGGACCAUCCCUACAGAGGCAUCGGUCCACCUCCACCCCCAACGUCCACAUGGUCAGCACAGUGGGCCCUGCCGGAGUCAGCAUCAUAGAGGAGGCGUUAAAAAUACAAAACAAUACAAUGGGUCCUGAACCCUCAUCCAAACCCUCCACCAGCCCGCCCUCCCUGGACUCCCCUGGCAGGAGACCCCCUAAAUCCCCCUCAGAGCACAAAGAGCGCAAGCCCUCCUCAUCUGACGACAAAAAGAAAGUGCACCGUGGCGGUUAUAGAGACUCAAGUUACUACUGGGAGGUCCACUCUCGAGAAGUCACCAUGCAGAAAAGGAUAGGUGCAGGGUCCUUUGGGACUGUCUUCAAGGGAAAGUGGCACGGAGAUGUGGCCAUCAAGAUCCUCAAAGUGACAGAGCCAACACCUGAGCAGCUGCAGGCUUUUAAAAAUGAAAUGCAAGUCCUAAGAAAGACACGCCACGUCAACAUUCUGCUGUUUAUGGGCUUUAUGACUAAGCCUAACUUUGCCAUCAUCACACAGUGGUGUGAGGGCAGCAGCCUGUACCGUCAUCUGCACGUCUCCGAGACCAAGUUUGAAACCAUGCGCCGCAUCGACGUUGCCAGGCAGACAGCACAGGGCAUGGAUUAUCUUCAUGCCAAGAAUAUAAUUCAUCGAGACCUGAAAUCAAACAACAUCUUCCUCCAUGAGGGCUGGACUGUGAAGAUCGGGGACUUUGGGCUGGCCACAGUGAAGUCUCGAUGGAGUGGCUCCGAGCAGGUAGAACAGCCUAGCGGUUCCAUUCUGUGGAUGGCUCCUGAGGUGAUCCGGAUGCAGGACACCAACCCUUAUACGUUUCAGUCAGACGUGUAUGGCUACGGGGUGGUUCUGUUUGAGCUGAUGUCAGGGACUCUGCCUUAUUCCCAGAUCAACAACAGAGACCAGAUACUCUUUAUGGUUGGGCGCGGCUACUUGUCUCCAGACCUCAGUUUGCUGUCCAGUAGCUCACCCAAAUCAAUGAAGAGGCUCAUCAUUGACUGCCUGAAGUUCAAACGUGAUGAGAGGCCCCUCUUUCCACAGAUCAUGUUAGGCAUUGAGCAGGUCCAGGACCUGUUACCAAAAAUCGAGCGGAGUGCCUCGGAGCCCUCCCUCCACAGGGCUGUGCAUGCAGAGGAACUGAACCCACUCCUGUUCAACACCACUCGGCUGAUGCCCAUUUGAGCCCUGACCUUCCAGGCACCCAGUCCCAGAAGCUAUCUGUCUGUCCCUCUGUCUGAGAGAGAGAGAGAAGAAAAGAGACCAUCACUGAUGCAACCGAUGGCUGCAUUAUUCCCAUAAGAGAGAGUGCACUGACAGCUGCCCAUCCCAACACCCCAGAGGCUACGUACCAAAUGGCACCCUAUUCCCUACAUGGUGCACUACUUUUUACCCGAUCCCUAUGGGACACUAUAAGACUGCCAAUUGGGAAACAACCCASCAUUCCCCUUCCUCUGGMACUGGUUGGGGCUCCUCCCACAGACACCACCACCAACACAUACAACCCCUCGUCAAGCAGACACUCCCCAUCACAACCCCCUGAGCCCUCAGUCUCUCCCUACUCCACUUCAAACACACAGCUCCCCUCCCUUCCCCCUGCUCACAGGCCUACACAAACUGGAACUGCAGAACACACGCUAGCCUGGCCAUGUCAGACCCCCUACAUUCCUAUACUGUAACUGUACAUGCGUGGCUAUGGAUUUCUCAAGGCUGCUUUUGGGGGGGAAGAKACUUUUUUUUUGUAUCAUUUUGAAGUCGGCGUUCUGAGAAAAUAAGUGCAAGCGAUGGAAGAGAAGUGCUUGCAAAACAACAGCAUGCAGAGAAGUGAAUUUCACUUGGGUUUUAUGACCAUAUUUAUAGUUAUUGGUCCUUCUGGUUCCAUAACGGUUUUGAUAAAUUAGUKUCGUCAAUGCGUUGUUAGAAUAUGAAGAUGAAUAAGUUGUAUUGCUGCUUUACAACAUGGAUCGAUAUGCCACUGUCUAAGACCAUCUGUUUGGAAGCCGUGAACUGCAGUGUCAUAUGGGUACAGCAACAUUUUGAAAUGCGCAGAGGAGUCGUAUUCAUUAGUGCACACCAUGACAUAGUGCUUUGCCAUCGGAAAUAAAAAACAAGUGGUUCUUAUUGGACAAGGUUAGGUAGUCCCUCCAUCUUUCAGUCUGUUUUCUUCCGUUUGGUGCCUAAUGAAUACRACCCAGACAUGUUCAAACCUGUGCAUUUUUUUCCAUUGAAUACAUGUAGGUUAGUUCAGCCCAGAGAGCUUCUGUAUGACCAUGAAACCUGUAGUCUUAACAGAUGAGUAGAGUAUUCUCAAUGCUUUACAUGCUUACAGUCUGCUUGACUCCAAUGCACCAUGGGGCAGCACUUGUGCUAGCUUUGACUAAUCUGGUUAAAACAAGCUGCCUUACUUGUACAGUUUUCUUGCUCAUUGUAACACUAUGGUUAUGGCUGUGGUUGAAGUGAAAAGUAGUCUCUUCCGUGGAUGUUUUUGGUUUAGUUUAAAAUGUGCUWGUCACUAUCAAUCAUGUGACCUCUAGUUUGACGUCUGAUUCCUACUGUCAAUAACUUUAUUUUUAUUUUUUUGGAACAGUUAAAAACGCAUACAAGCCAUAUUUUUGAGUAGCUUAAACACUUUGGAAAAUAGUUGCUGUUAAAUCAAUCAUUUCUCCUGUUCCUCCUUCCUAUUGCUGUUGAUUGCGGGCUGCUACUUCAAUUGAGCGUUGUAACUAGUGAAAGGUGGUUGCUUACUUGGUUCGCAUUAGCAGUGAUGAGCCUAUUAGUUUCCAGCUUCUUUCAGUGAAAGUGCAUUGAUUGUUAUUUUGAGAGGCUUUUUCAAUUGAUGCUAAGUAGAUGGCUCCAUGGUGCAAUGGGGUGGGGAUGGCAGUUAUUUUCAGUUAUUUGGCUGAAUACUGGUUACAAAAAGAGGCAGAUUUGAAUCAUCAUUGGUAACUUUUUUUAACUAACUGUAACUGUGAUCUUAACCCAUAAGGGUUCUGUUGUUUUUGGUGUUAUGUAUGCUCGCAAUGGACAGUACAGGGGCGUGAUUUCUUGAUGCUGUAUUUGACGUGAUCAAUUUAAACAAGUGCAGGUUCUAUCAUGGGUCGACGGUUACUCAACAAACAUAACUGACAGCUUUUAUAAAAAACAUGAUAUACAGGUUUUUAACCUAGAUUCUUUAGAGGGGCUGGGCACCCUAUUUUGUUUCCUCAUUCCAAUGAGGUUGGUGGUUAUGAUUGGGUUGUAUGAAUAGGUUUGGCUUGGGGAUUUUGGUAGAAAAGGGUUGGAAAAGAUUUCUCAUCUUAUUUAUUGAUAUUACAUAAAGCAGUGUGAUGGAUCUGCUGUCAUGGACCUUUUGGUGGACUAAAUAUUUACUGAGUGAUAAGAGAUCACUCUUUACAGCAUUUAAAUCAUGGAUGGUUUGGGUUCUCUCUAACUUAACGAAAUGUCCUUUCUAGUCAUGGUACUGUCUCAAACUAUUCUAAUUGAGCUUCAGAUUUCUGAUACGCUGUGUCAUGCAGGUGUAUUUAUUUGGCUUUUGAUUACAACAUUUUCGUUUGCAACUGUUACUUGGCCGCAGUGAGUAAUUUACUGGGGUGGAAUAAUGUCGUAUACACCCAUUAUACUGCAUAUACAGUGUCCUCUUGGGCCACUGGGCUACAUUAUGUCAUACCCAGAAAUCCCGGUUGGCAUAUUCCCGGAAUGAGCAGGAAAUCCGGAAGCCUCUAACUAGGAUUCCUGAAACUCAAACUUUUGGAAAGUUAGCAGAAYUUUGCAACCCUACCCUCCUCUGAUUAGACCAGUAAACAUGGAAUGUGUCAUUAAAAUGGCAUGUACUGUUAUUAUUGCGAUAUGCAGCAAAAGAAAGAAACUAUGGAACACAUUUUUUAAGGCGUUGUACAUCAAACAUUAAUUUGUCUUAUGAUAUGUAGGUCAUAAGUAAUUGAAUAGCCCAAAGGCUGAAUGAAACAUAUCUUUCCAAAUGAAAUCCCUUUUUAUAGACUUUAUUUCUUUUUGUCCUGUGUGUUUARAGAUAUGCAGGAAUAGUCUAGCAUCUUACGUUUGGUGGCAUUGCUUUACCAUAAUGUUAGUCGGUCAGUUUCUGCUGAAUUAAUUAGUAAACAUGUUUGUCACUCAGAGGGACUCUGUGGCGAGCUCUUUAAAAAAAACUUCCCCAUUAGUUUAUUCUGUUGUAUGUUUGCAGAAAGGAGGACAAAAGUGCCACAUUUACUGGAAUUUUGUACAAACUAAAUAAAGAAAUUGACCUCCCCUGAAAUGGACUGUACUGAAGUCAUGAUGUCACAUUGAAGAUGCCACUUACUGUGCUUUAGACACAUGGUAAUUAAAGGGGCGCAUGGCAUAAAAACCGGACUGUCAUAUUUGACCAGAAAAUAUAAUUAACGAAUUCAGUAGUUUUGCAUAUCUCUAGGUGAAUUGAAAUAAUUGUGUGUAUAGUUUCUGAGGUAUCAGGGGUGUUCAGUUUGCAAUAAAUGGUAUAUUCUGCUGUGUACAGUAAAACAUUUUAAAUUACAAAAUUGUACUUGUUUCUAUUUUUUGUGAUGGUUUCAAAAAAGAACAAUUAUUUUAAAAUUUAAAGGAAAUCUUAGGUUUUUUUGUCUUAAAAUAUUGAUGCAGGAUUUUAUUCUUUAAAUAAAACUGUGGAAUACUUA
Molecule: messenger RNA, 5847 nt
Organism: Salvelinus sp. IW2-2015
Lineage: Eukaryota; Metazoa; Chordata; Actinopteri; Salmoniformes; Salmonidae
Source: RefSeq, a predicted model, not a curated record